ACUAUAUCAACAGCCCCACCAAAAUUAUUUUCCACCAGCCGCCACUGAUUAAAACGGUUAAUCAUCUGUUAUAUUUGUCUCUAUUAAUGUGACAGUGUUUUUAUUUUUAAUUGAAUAGCCAUAUCUUAAAGUAGCUUAUCCGUGAUACAGUCUUACAAGUAUAAGAAAUAAUGUGUUUUACAGUUCAAUAGUCUGCUAUUCAGGCUUAUGCCAAGUUUAUCGAUAUUUCAAUAACAAUCCGUUUUGUAAAUCAUUAAUAAUUUUUGCAGUUCUACAGGCAGAUUAUUAUAAGUGCACGCUUUAUUAUUGUUAUGUCUUAAGUCCAUCGUACUAAUCUUAUGUCCAUGGUUAAAUAUUAGUUAGUUGGCACCUUUUGCCCACUUCCUUGAGGUAUAGCACCUUCAGAUUGGCACAUCCAUCACAUCACAGUGAAUGUGGCACCACAGCAUAGACAAGCAUCACUAUGAGCAGCUUCGGGGAGAUCCUGCGGGAGAUCGGGGAGUUUGGUGGCUUUCAGAAACGCUUGUUGGCUGGAGUAUGCAUCCUCAGCAUUUUUUCUGCUUUCGACAUGCUCGGUCAGGUGUUUGUAGGACUGAACUUCCCACAUUCCUGUAACACCGACUGGAUCCUGGAGCGAGGACCCAACCUGACGGAGGAGCGACAAAGAAAUCUCACCCUCCCACUGAACAAGGAUGGAGGCUUUGAGAGCUGUGAGAUGUUCACACCUGUGGAUCUUGAUUUGGAAACCAUUGAGGCGUAUGGCAUCAACAAGACUACAGGAUGCAUACAUGGAUUGGACUAUGACGCACCUGUUGGAGCUUCUAGCAUCGUGACAGAGUUUGAUGUAGUUUGUGACAGGAGUGGUUUGAUCGAGGCGUCCCAGUCCAUCUCCAUGGCCGGAGUUCUGGUUGGAGCGCUGGCUUAUGGGGCGAUUUCUGACCGGUUUGGACGGCGCUUCUCGAUCCUGCUCUGUGUUUCUCUCCUCCUGUUCUUCAGUGUUGGUUCAGCUUUCUCCCCCAACAUCUACGUUUACAUGGUUUUCAAAUUUCUCUCCGGCACCUCGAGUCUCAACCUUCAGAUGAACACAUCUGUGAUGGGGGUGGAGUGGACUGGUCCCUCUUACGCUGCUCGUUUCACAACAAUCACCUUAACGCUCUUCUCUGUGGGAAUUACCUUACUAUCGGGCAUCGCCUAUUUAAUCCGCGAUUGGAGGAUCCUGCAGCUGGUGCUCUUCAGUCCUCUUCUAGUCCUCUUUGCAGUCUAUUACAGGUUUCUCCCAGAGUCCGCCCGCUGGCUGAUCACCCAGGGUAGGAAGGAGGAGGCGCUGAAGGAGCUGCAGAGGGCGGCCAGACUGAACGGGACCACGGUACCAGAACAUCUGCUGGACAAGCUUGAGAUUGAGGGAACAUCCGGAAGAAGAAACGUGUUCGACAUCUUCCGGAUAUCGUAUUUCAGAAAACGUACUCUCAUAAUGGGCUACAACUGGUUUGCAGCAAAUCUUCUCUACUACGGACUGACCCUGAAUGUGGGCAGCUUUGGCCUCAAUAUCUACCUCACACAGUUCAUCUUUGGAGUCGUCGAAUUUCCUGCACAGGCUACUUCUUACGCUCUGAUGCAACGCAUCGGAAGGAGGACAGGACUAGUGGGCUUCCUUUUCUUCGGGGGAGCUUCUUGCCUCAUGGUCCUUGCCAUCCCAAAAGAUCUUCCUGCCGUGGUGACAACCAUAGCAGUCAUCGGGACGUUUGCUGCUACUGCCAGUUUCAACGUAAUCUAUGUGUACACUACAGAAUUAUACCCAACUAUUUUAAGGCAGAAUGGUUUUGGUGUGAACUCGAUGUUUGGUCGCGUGGCGGGGAUCCUGGCUCCACUGGCGAGACUCCUGGACGUCUACCAUCACUCCAUCCCCAUGCUGAUAUACGGCAUCGUCCCCAUCACUGCUGCUGGUCUCUGCUUGUUACUGCCUGAAACCCUCAAUGUGGAACUCCAGGACCACACUGAGUCCGAGAAACCAUCAAAUGGAGCUUUGGAGAAUGCUGAAGUGUUUGUAGGACUGAACUUCCCACAUUCCUGUAACACCGACUGGAUCCUGGAGCGAGGACCCAACCUGACGGAGGAGCGACAAAGAAAUCUCACCCUCCCACUGAACAAGGAUGGAGGCUUUGAGAGCUGUGAGAUGUUCACACCUGUGGAUCUUGAUUUGGAAACCAUUGAGGCGUAUGGCAUCAACAAGACUACAGGAUGCACACAUGGAUGGGACUAUGUUACUACCUGUUGGGGCGUCUAGCAUCGUGACAGAGUUUGAUGUAGUUUGUGACAGGAGUGGUUUGAUCAAGGCGUCCCAGUCCAUCUCCAUGGCCGGAGUUCUGGUUGGAGCGCUGGCUUAUGGGGCGAUUUCUGACCGGUAAGAAACCAAAACAC
Messenger RNA from Gymnodraco acuticeps, 2418 nucleotides. RefSeq names its product solute carrier family 22 member 13-like. NCBI's taxonomy places the organism in Eukaryota, Metazoa, Chordata, Actinopteri, Perciformes, Bathydraconidae. Gene Ontology annotation, molecular function: transmembrane transporter activity. Bases 464 to 2284 code for a protein of 606 amino acids. The transcript has 12 exons. Gene Ontology annotation, cellular component: membrane. The record is from RefSeq and is a predicted model, not a curated record. Gene Ontology annotation, biological process: transmembrane transport.